CUCCAUCCUUUUACGCCGAACCAGAACCAUUCUCCUCUCCCCUCCUUCAGGCUUCACAUCCGGGUCAUCCGCCAGUAUCUGUCUCUUGCGUCUGUGUGUCUGACAGUGUAAUAAUUAUUUCAUCCGCCGCCGUGCCGUACUGCAGCUCUCUGCCCGACUGCGCGGCUCGCCGAGCGGACACUGCGCGUGGCGUGCACCGCUGAUGAUGGAGCCGCGGGCGCUGUGAAGCUGCAGCCGGUCGCACAAAGGCAGGGAUGAGACGGUAGGAGGCUUUUCUAUGGGCCAGCCCGCGGUGAUUAACUCGCCCUAACGAUGUCUAAGAGCCUCAAGAAGAAAAACCACUGGACCAACAAAGUCCACGAAGCGGUGAUAACCCGCGGAAAGGACGGGGAGCUGGGGUUCGAGCUGAAGGGGGGCGCGGAGAACGGCCAGUUCCCCUACUUCGGCGAGGUGAAGCAGGGGAAGGGACUGAUCCAGAGCGGCAAACUGGCCCAGGAUGAGCUGCUGCUUGAGGUCAACAACAUGCCAGUGGCCGGACUCACCACCCGGGACGUGCUGGCCGUGAUUAAACACUGCAAAGACCCGGUCCGCCUCAAAUGUGUCAAACAAGGGGGGGUGGUUGACAAGGAUUUGCGGCACUACCUCAACCUGCGCUUCUCCAAGGGCUCAGUGGACCACGACCACCAGCAGAUCAUCAGAGACAACCUCUACCUCCGCACUGUUCCCUGUACCACCAGGCAGCCAAAGGAGGGGGAGGUGCCAGGGGUGGACUACAACUUUGUGAGCGUGGAGCGUUUUAUGGAACUGGAGCAAAGUGGAGCCCUGCUAGAGAGUGGAACCUAUGAAGAUAACUUCUACGGCACUCCAAAACCUCCAGCGGAGCCGUCCCCCGCAGCACCUCCUCUGAAUGUGAGUGAGGCCCUGCUGCCUGGAGCCCGGCCCAGCUCCCAGGGCAAGAGGAAGAGGAACCAGUCAGUCAGCAACAUGGAGCAGCGCGCCAGCCUGGAGCCACCUGAGGAGGAGGAAGAGGAGAGUCCGGUUGUCAACGGCAACGGGGUGGCCAUCACGCCAGAGUCCAGUGAACAUGAGGACAAGAGCACAGAUGCCUCUGGGGAGGUUGCUGUUGAAGCGUCCAUCCAGGCCCCAGCCUCCACCGAGGCUCCCACUGAAGGAGAGGAGGCCCCAAAAUCUCCCUCUGAAUCCCCCGCCAAAGUUCCAGAUGUAGACGAGGAGGAGCUGGGUCCUCUGCCUGACAACUGGGAGAUGGCCUACACUGAGAAGGGGGAGGUCUACUUCAUUGAUCACAACACCAAAACGACAUCGUGGCUGGAUCCCCGGCUGGCAAAGAAAGCCAAGCCACCAGAAGAGUGCAGGGAAGACGAGCUGCCCUAUGGCUGGGAGAAGAUAGAUGACCCCAUCUACGGCAGCUACUACGUGGAUCACAUCAAUCGAAGGACACAGUUUGAGAAUCCAGUCCUGGAAGCCAAGAGACGUCUGGAACAGCAGAGGCAGAUGCAGAGCCAGGGACUCUCUGCUCUCCCUCUGCCCACUAUAUACAGAGAGAAGCCAUUGUUUACGAGGGACCCAACCCAGCUGAAGGGCACCUUCCUGUCAACAGCCCUGCAGAAGAGCAACAUGGGAUUUGGCUUUACGAUUAUAGGAGGCGACGAGCCCGACGAGUUCCUGCAAGUGAAGAGUGUAAUACCUGACGGUCCCGCCGCUCAGGACGGAAAGAUGGACACAGGUGAUGUCAUCGUCUACAUUAAUGACAUCUGUGUGCUCGGUACCACACACGCCGACGUGGUCAAGCUUUUCCAGUCCGUACCGAUCGGUCAGAGUGUCACCCUCGUGCUCUGUCGAGGCUACCCUCUGCCUUUUGACCCCGAGGACCCAAGUGGUGCCGCAAGCACCUCCCUGACGCCCAUCGGCCUGGAGCACCGCCCCUUGGUGGUAAACGGCCGCAGCAGCUAUGACCCCUACUUAGAAUAUCUGUCACUGAGCUCCCAGCUGCCCCCUCAGGCUCUGGCCCAGGCUGGAGCCUCUCACCCUGGGGACACACAUCUGGAUGGCUCAUCCCUGCCACCCACCACACCCGGCUCUGGAUCAGCACUCACACCUCAUGAUGACAACGUGUCCAUGGCCUCCUCGGGGACUGCAGGGGUUGCCGGGGCAACGGCACAACCGGCAGAACUUCUGACAGUUACUAUGGUGAAAGGAUCGGAGGGAUUUGGGUUCACCAUCGCUGACAGUCCCACUGGUCAACGAGUAAAACAGGUUCUAGAGCCGGGCUCCCAGGGAGCAUCAGGGCUGAUAGAGGGAGACCUGAUCCUGGAGGUGAACCAGCAGCCAGUGGCUGCAGCUGGACACGGACGAGUUGUGGAGAUGCUCAAAGAGUGUCCUGUGGGAGCCGAGGCGACACUUCUCAUACAGAGAGCAGGAACAGGCCACAUCUCCCCGUGGAAGGCCUCCAAACAGUUGCCUGACCAGUGGGAUCCCCAUGGCAGCCCCCAAGCAAACCUGUCUGGUCCGGUUUUGCCACCUGGCACACCGUUCCCAAACCAGCCACAGCACCGCACGUCUGUGCCUGACUCCACAGAGGGCUUCGAUCUGAACAAACCCGACCCCUACGACCUUUAUGAGAAGUCGAGGGCUAUCUACGAGAGCCGACGUCCAGAGUAUGAAGAGGUGGAGGUGCACCUGCUGAGGGAGAAGACCGGGUUUGGCUUCCGCAUCCUGGGGGGAGACGAGGCCGUGCAGGCUGUGAGUCCGGACGCCCGUGACAAGAUUGUUAUUGGCGCUAUAAUAGAGAACACUCCCGCUGAGCGCGAUGGGCGACUUCGACCCGGGGAUGAGCUCAUUUCUGUGGAUAAAAAUGUGGUUGCUGGGAAACCGCACAAAUACGUAAUAGACUUGAUGCACGCAGCCGCUCGCAACGGACAAGUCAGCUUGACUGUGAGAAGGAGAGUGCUAACACCUGGUGAACCGUGUCCUGUGAAUGGACGCAGCCCCGGCUCUGUUUCGACACAGCACAGCUCUCCACGUAGUGAUGCAGCCUCGGCAUCAGGUCCUCAGACGGUCGCAAUCCCGACUGCCACCGCUCCUCCAGAGGGAUCCGCCCUGCAGACAAGUGAUGUGGUUAUUCACCGCAAGGAGAAUGAAGGCUUCGGCUUUGUCAUCAUCAGCUCCCUGAACAGACCGGAGAACGCCACUGUCAUCACUGUGCCCCAUAAAAUAGGACGAAUCAUUGAGGGCAGCCCUGCAGACCGAUGUGGGAAGCUGAAGGUGGGCGACCGGAUCCUGGCUGUGAACGGACAGUCCAUCAUCAGCAUGCCGCACGCAGACAUUGUCAAGCUCAUUAAAGAUGCCGGGCUAACAGUCACGCUGCACAUCAUACCAGAGGAGGGUUCCCAGUCUGGCCCCAGCUCAGAGAAGCAGAGCCCCAUGACCCAGAAACACAGCCCCCAGACCCAGCCCAGCCCCGUAGCCCAGCCAGGCCAAGGAGGCACCCAGCCCGGCCAAACGGCCAUUCAGCCAGGUCAAGCACCUGCUCAGCCCGGCCAGACACCACCUCAGAUGAGCCAAACAGUGACUGGCCCUCCCGCACCAGCAGCCUCCCAGCCUGGACCAGCUGGAAGCCAGCACAGCCCGGUCACCCAGCCCUCUGGCCUCCCUCCACAGCUAUACCUCCAUGAUGGCAGGUCAGAGGUAAAAGCCAGACAGGAUGUCAAACCUGACUUCCGCCAUCCUCCAUUCACUGAUUACAGGCAACCUCCAGUAGACUAUCGUCACCCGCCGGUCAGCGAUUAUCGGCAGCCCCCGACACUGGACUACAGACACCCGCCUGGUCUGUUGGAUUUCAGACAGCAUCCUGCAGCUGCACAGUUCCCUCUGGGAAUUCCUGCUGACUUUAGACCGCAGGUACAGCUGGAUCGAGAACCGUCUGCUCAAGUGUUGGCCAUUUGGGGGGACUACGAUUAUUUCACAGUGGAGCUGGAGAAAAGCGCAAAGGGUUUUGGCUUCAGUAUCCGCGGGGGCAGAGAGUACAAGAUGGACCUAUUUGUGUUGCGCCUUGCUGAGGAUGGUCCUGCCAUUCGUAAUGGAAGGAUGAGGGUAGGGGAUCAGAUCAUAGAGAUUAACGGGGACAGCACUCGGGACAUGACUCAUGCCCGCGCCAUUGAACUCAUCAAGGCGGGAGGCAGACGGGUCAGGCUGCUGCUGAAGCGAGGCACGGGACAGGUGCCAGAAUAUGACUGUGGCGGCCCCUGGGAUUCCCUUUCUACAACCCACUCUACCCUGCAGGAAGUGACCCACGAACCCCACCCAAAUCCAUUGCUCUCAUCCCAUCCACCCUCAGCCCCAGACUCCCCUCAUCAGCUCCCUCUAGAGGCCACAGUGUGCAUGGCAGACAAAGCUCCACAGCCGACAGACCACAGCUCCGUUAGAGGGGCUACAGGUGGCAGGUCCACCCAGCAGAAGUGCAUCACCAGGGGGCAGGGAACCCCUCAGGGGUCUGGAGAGGUGGACUGUGGACCAGGCGACAGACAGCCUCGGGCUUUGCCUCCCAAAGCUGUCCUGGGGAGGUCUGUUGACAGAAGAGAGAGGCAGAGGGAGACUUGCUCCCCCUGCUGUGAGAGAAAGGGUCUGCACACACAGGCCAUGAGCACUGUCUGGCCCUGGGACCCAUAUGGGAGCGUGAAUUUGAAUGGAGCCUCUCUCAGCAGUGGAGAUGGACAAGUCAGCCUCCAGGAGAGGCUGGUGUCCAGAGGUCUGUUCCCCAGAGAAGAUGAGAGGGCCAGUGGCCACAGCGGGCUCUGCUGCCCCUCGAAAAGCAUGGAAGAUCCCCCUGCAAGGAGCGCAGCAGCCUCCCCUGGGCCCUGGAACGUCGCUGGGUCUGACAAACUGCCUGGCACCCUGAGGUCCUGGACCUCCACAGUCAGCAGUGAGAGGAGUGAUACUACCAAUCUGUGAGAGGGAGGCAGAGACACUGAAACUCCUGGAGGACAUGGCACCGACCCAAGUGACGGCCCGGUUAACCCGACAUAUGUUAGCUCUCACAUGCCUACAGAUAUAUCAUAUACUGUAAAUGUAAAGAUGUGAAAAAUAUGUACAUUUGGUAAUCUCAAAAACAUCCCUGUUGGUGUUUUUUUUUUUGAGGCAGUGUUGUAGUUAGAUACAUUGUAAAGAAAAGAGGAAAAAAAAAACAGUAUUUUAGGAUCACUAUUUCCAUGGCCUCGUCUAUAACUACAUAUCAAAGACUGUGCAAGUCUCCAAACCUGGACCGCUGAGGGAGGCAGUGGUCGUGUGCAUGGAUAUAAACCACCAUGUCAUCAACAGGGACUCACAUGUCUUUUAGAGGUAGAGUAUAGAGAGGGGAUCCUCUGUGGAGCCGACCAGUUGGCACUCAUGUGAGACAAGAGAAACUCUUUUUUUCUUUUUUUUUAAUCUUUUUUUUUCAUCAAAUUGAACUUUUGAGUGACUGAAUACAGUUUGCUUAGUAAGAACUCAUAAUAAUGUUCUGAGUUAUGUACACAACUUGAUCACAACUCAACCAUGCAGUCAUUGUGCAGAAUUAUAAGCUGUGUUGUAUUCAUUUAAUGCUCAACGGAAGAAUUUUGUCCAGUCCUAUAUUUCCCAUUUCUAUGCCUUUUUACUGUGCUUAGUGUACCACAUCACUGUGGGAGAAGGGGCAUCGGUGUGGGGAAGAGGAGGCCGAUGGUUAUGAGGUGGGGCGGAGUGCCUUACUCAAACUAAUGCAGAGCUGUUGCCGUAGUGAUUUGUUUUUGGGAACUGGAUGCAAAACAGACGUUAGUGACCGUGCACACAUAUCAGCAAACUGUUGAGUUGUGGAGCCUGUUUUUCCUUCGGACUUGACGCCGAGCAGAAUAUACGGUUAUCUUGAUGCACUCUCAGCUGUAUAGCUUAUCCACGUCAAUGAUUGCCCUGUUUCCCCUUAGUGCUUAAAAGGGGAUCAAAUGUAGCCUGUAGCAUUACAUCCUCUUCUUAGCGAGUCAUCCGGGAUAGUGGAGCGGUGAGCGUUUAUCCAGACUGGGUCAUAAUCAAAGUGGAGUCUCAUUUCAGCUUUAUCUGUCUGUCCUGUAAGUGUUUCGUUUGCAUUGUUGCAGGCAGUACCAGUGCUCGCUGAAGCCAAACCCAAGACUCUGAGUGAUCUCUGAAACACAAACGCAGUGAAACGUGAGUCUGAUCGCGAAGUCUUGGCGUGCUGCUUUAAAUCCGAAUCACCCGAGCUGAAGUCACUAUCCUGCUGCAUUUCUACACAUUGGUAUCAUUCAUUCCUCUCAACAAGAUGUUUGCUCUCAUUAAAGAUUAAUCAUCAGAGAUUCUGAGUAGCGGAGAACCAGAUAAGUAAAAAAAAAAAAAACAAUAAAAUAAAAAUCAUAAUGCAUUGUGACAAUUUUGACUGAAUGCAGCACAAGGGCACAUCCAAGCUUGUGUAGGCCUACUGUUGGACUGGGACACCCGUAAGACCCGCAGUGGUUUCUGAGUAAAACGUGCAGUCUGGAUGUUUGUGGUUCACUUGAUAAAACUGGUUAACAUGUUAGCGAGAAAGCAUGAGAACACGCCGUUGGGCUGUAGAAAUGUGUUAACUGUGUGUACAAAUGUUCAGAAAAGGUGAAAGAAAAUGUCACCCAGCCCUCUGUCUCCGUUCAGGCCGCCCCCCUGCCUGCUGUGAGUGAUUUUGUAUACAGAAACAAAAAAAAACAAAAACAACUGCUUUAUUGGAACUUGUGAAGGAUGGCACGUUCAUAAAUCCCCAUUGAGAUCAAGUAUAACUGUGUAGUGUUAAUUGUGUACUAUUCACCUUGUACAGCUGUAUUCCUACAAAUAUGGUUUACUGUAUCAUUGAUACUGUAGUUUCAAAGACGUGAACAACUAUUUUUAUGAAAUGCGACAGUACUGAUAUAUUACAUUUUGCUAAAAAACAAAAAACUUGUUUACUGAAAGAUAUUCUGAAAUACUGUCAAAUAAACUCUUGACAUGGUGUAAAAUA
Acanthopagrus latus (yellowfin seabream) is the source of this 7009-nucleotide messenger RNA. Its product is annotated as membrane-associated guanylate kinase, WW and PDZ domain-containing protein 2-like. Gene Ontology annotation, cellular component: cytoplasm; dendrite. The coding region runs from base 313 to 4968 and encodes 1551 amino acids. Lineage: Eukaryota; Metazoa; Chordata; Actinopteri; Spariformes; Sparidae. The transcript has 23 exons. Gene Ontology annotation, biological process: receptor clustering; signal transduction. Gene Ontology annotation, molecular function: signaling receptor complex adaptor activity; beta-1 adrenergic receptor binding; SMAD binding. The record is from RefSeq and is a predicted model, not a curated record.